CGCCAGGUUGCCGAUCCAGGAUCCCACUGGUUUAACCUUAUCGACCAACCGCUCAGUCCUCUUACUUACGGCGAUUCACCGGACGGCCUGCUUUCCCCCAAUCGCUGUCGCGUCCCCUAUUCUGUUCCCCCAGACUAUAAAUACCAGGCUGGAUCAACGCCAAUUGCGCCCUUAAUUGUCCGAGCCUUCCUUUACACCCUUUGAUCCCUCUGCCAAUUGAUACUCCACUCAUGGCCGACGUAAAAAUGUCCGCCAACCUGAACCUGUGCGGUCCCUUGUCAGGCCCACCAGCCAUCAUUGGCCCCGACGAGACCUGGCCCGACUCCCUUCCUUUCUUCAUGGACACGACCAUUCCCCCGGAAUAUCUUUCCCUUCCCAUGCUGCAGGAAAACAACAACCCAUGGCUGUUCAAUGGCAAUGCCAGUGCCAAUGCAUUCUCGCCACCGGUGACCUGGCCCGCCUGCCCCGCUCCCCGAACCGACUCCACUGCUAGCUCCGAGGCCAGCUUCAUCGCCCCCUGUCAGACCAUCCACCGGCCCAGCGAUGACGAUCGAAAGUACUCCACGGCCCAGACUUUCACCUUUGCCCCCAGCCAAAUCCCUACGCCCAUGCACGAAAUUACCUCCCGCGGCAGCAUCAGCAGCACCCAAUCCCGCUUCAGUAUCUCCAGUUACAGCAGCGCCGACAGCCCCAGUCACAGCCGCCGAGGCAGCUCUCAGCGACCUGCUUCGCCAGGCUUCCAACACGACGACCGCGAGCGGCGCAAACGAGAGCGCUUCCUCGAGCGCAACCGCGUGGCCGCCAACAAAUGUCGCAAGAAGAAGAAGGAACAUGCCAAGCAGCUGGAGAGUCGAUGCGAGACGGUUUCCAGGCAAAAUACUCUACUGGAAAGUGAGGUGGAUCACUUGAAGGGAGAGAUUUUGAGUCUGAAGAACGAGCUGCUACGACACUCCCAGUGUGGAGAUGAUGGCAUCAAGCGCCACCUGGCACGAAUGGUGAAGCAGAUCUCCCACAGAUCCACUACGGCUGGGGAUCGGAGGACAGACGAUCUGUCGCGCACGGGGAGCCCGAACAAGGAGCAUGGACUGCCCUUUGAGUUUCAGGAUGUCCUGCACCUUGAGGGCUCUGGGGGGGGUGGCCCUGUGGAACAGGAGCGAAUAGACCCUGAUUGAUUAUUUGCCCGGGAGUGUUUCUUUGGACUGGAUCCGUUGAUGCUCUGUACACGGUGGGCUUUCAUGAUCGACCAUGUCUGUAAUGUGGAGUUGGGCUUUUUUCUUUUUCUCUUUUUUUUUAUUUCUUCUUUAUCGUCUUUCUACUUCUUCAAUUCCUAUUGGACUAUAUAUAUAUCUAUGACGCGACGGGAAGUUUCACCUUCCAGUGGCAUGGCAGGGAUGAUGCAGGUGGCUAGCAUAUGCGGGGUGUUCCUGGUGUCUUUGGGGUCUGGUUGACGGUGGCGAUAGAAGGUACAGAGGCAAAAAGCAAAUUUAAUUAAUACACAGUACUAUCUGAAC
Messenger RNA from Aspergillus sclerotioniger CBS 115572, 1511 nucleotides. RefSeq names its product bZIP transcription factor. The transcript has a single exon. The record is from RefSeq and is a predicted model, not a curated record. Bases 231 to 1172 code for a protein of 313 amino acids. Lineage: Eukaryota; Fungi; Ascomycota; Eurotiomycetes; Eurotiales; Aspergillaceae. Gene Ontology annotation, molecular function: DNA-binding transcription factor activity, RNA polymerase II-specific; RNA polymerase II cis-regulatory region sequence-specific DNA binding. Gene Ontology annotation, biological process: regulation of transcription by RNA polymerase II.